Messenger RNA from Fimicolochytrium jonesii, 4244 nucleotides. RefSeq lists its product as uncharacterized. Gene Ontology annotation, molecular function: ATP binding; protein kinase activity. NCBI's taxonomy places the organism in Eukaryota, Fungi, Chytridiomycota, Chytridiomycetes, Spizellomycetales, Powellomycetaceae. Gene Ontology annotation, biological process: cell surface receptor signaling pathway; protein phosphorylation. The record is from RefSeq and is a predicted model, not a curated record. The coding region runs from base 272 to 4165 and encodes 1297 amino acids. The transcript is spliced from 5 exons.
CUUCGAAGCCUCUGUAGUUCAAAGCUUGUCGCGUUUAAGCUUUCGAUAGCAGUGCUGGAGGUGAUCCUUUGUUUGCGCCAAGGUUCAUACGAGCCAAGGUCCAUAAGAUCCAGUGUCUAUCGACAGGCGACACUUGGCUGGCAGGUACUAAGAGUUGUAGGACGUCCGCAUUCCUGUUAUCUGCUCCUUCGCAGGCGACUCGUAUCCCAAUUGCAGUCCGCGACGGACGAUUUUUCAUACUUCGCCAAAGUAAAGCGGUCUAUUUCCCAUCAUGGAUCCAUUAACAACAGCGUACAACACGAUCCUCCUCAUCAAGGAUGCGGUGAUGGCAGUUCGCGCAAAAGAGAAAGCAUGUGCACGGCUAUGUGAGAGAGCGGAGAGAGCCACUAUGAGUAUGAGGACUUUGGCGGAUAGGACAGGAGGAUGUUUAGAACCCGGGGCCGCAGCGCAAGCGGAGGCCUUUUGCCAGCUGCUCGCAAAGAUCCUCAAAUACAUGAACAAACUCAGCAGCAAAUCCUUCCUUCACCGAUUCGUCACGCUCCACGUCCUGGACAUGGAACUAGACGAUCUGCAAGAACAGCUUGAAUACAUCUCCAACGACCUUCACUUCGCCAUCGGACUCGACACCCGCGGCCUCCACGAACAAGACGUUGCCGACCGCAAAGCCGACGCACAAGCCCUUGAAGCUCAGCUCGCAGCCCUUGCAGCAGAUCAGCAACGCAUGCUCGUCGCAUUAGGCGUUCAGAAUAAAGACUACCUGGAAGCGUUGGAAGCGAUGAAGAAGGCGAUGGUUGGGUUGGAGGAUACAAGCGUCGAGGCCCGGUUCGCUAAAGCUGCGUAUGGCGCGUUGGUGCGGGCGUCGGGAGGGAUGGUGCCUGAAGUCAAAGAAUGGACAAUCACGUCCUAUGAAGUUGAGGUGGGCGAGCCGUUUGCCCGCGGAGGGUUCGGAGAGGUUUGUUUGGGGACUUGGAGGGGCUUGACCACCGUUGCUGUCAAACGGCUCCCGUCGGGGUUCGAGAGCAAUAAACAGAAGAAGGCGUUUAUUGCGGAAGUGGAGGUUUGGUACAAGUUGAGGCACCCGAAUAUCAUGCUCUUGCUUGGCGCGUGUCCGAGUGCGCCGCAGCCUUUCAUGAUUAUGCCGUUUAUGGAAAAUGGAACACUACUCUCAUACUCUGAGAAGCAUCCCGAACAAACCUUGAAACUCCUUCACGAAUCCGCCCAAGGCCUUCAUUACCUUCACACCAGUAACAUCGUUCACGGAGACCUGAAAGCCGUCAACAUCCUAGUGGACGCAGCGGGCAUACCCAAACUGGCAGAUUUUGGAUUUUCCAUCCUGAAGCAGAACGGGAAGAGUACGUUGAAAGCACGGACAAUUCAGGGACUUAGCGGCGGAACGGUGCGCUGGAACGCGCCUGAGAUCUUGGAGGGUGGGAGAGUAAAUUUCCAGUCGGAUGUUUAUGCUUUUGGAAUGGUAAUGUGGGAAGUCUUCAGCGGCGGCGAAAUCCCCUUCCCCAACAUCACCAACGACCUCAUCGUCAUGUCCAAAGUCGUGGCGGGUCUCCGCCCCGACCGCCCCCUAACCUGCGACGACCUUAUCUGGGACCUCAUCACCCAAUGCUGGACCAACGAACGCGCCCAUCGCCCCGCCAUGCAUUCCGUCGCGAGCACCCUGGCGAGGAUCAUGGGGCGCAGCAGCCGACGGGAGAGUUUUGGGGCUAGUAUGGGUGGGAGUGCAAGGACGUCAGUGAUGGGGUUACCGGAGUUUGGAUUCCCGGCGGUGACGCCUCGACCGCAGAUUGCCCAGGCACCGUCGUUUAGGUUGCAGGGGAUUACGGAGGUGGGGCAUUCCGCCGUGCCAUCGGAAUUCGCGGCGGAACCGGAGAGUUAUGACCACUCGUUGGCGGCUUCGCAUGUAAGGGGCAUGCAUAGGAGCACGUCGUUUCGCGAGGAUAUGGGAGCUAUGCCGAUACAGAGGAUGGAGGCGACGCCCAAGAGCGCUUCCUUUCAGAGCUUGCAGGACGCUGUGCAUCAGGAACAUGAGGAGUUUCCGAGUCCUCAUCGACCUGGGUCUGCGUUUGGACCUGCGGCUGUGGCGGGUGUUGGACUGUCACCGAAUGCUAGGUUUGAACAGCCAAGUGGUGUGACACCUGCAAUGGCGUAUGGUAAUGUCGGGCAGUUGGGCUACCAAGCACCGAUACCGAUAUCGGGGCAUACACCGGAAAGGUCGCGGUCACCGUCUUUCAAUAACGUUGAUGCGGCGCGACUGGUGGAGAAAGCCGCGCAUUUUGUGUAUCACAAUGCAGACCCAACGCCGGUGAGGCCGACCGCUCCUGGUUGGGAGCAUGAACAAGGAUACCAGCAGCCGCCACCACCAGCGUACCGUUCGGGCCCAUCGGCACACCCUCAGUACGGGAUCCCGCAGAGCGCCUCGUUCAGUAAUCACACGUAUCUACCGUCAAAUCCACCCUCAGCUCCGCCACAAUCGGACCAUGCCGCAAACACGGGAAGUAUCGAGCGACCUGAACAGAGAAGGCCACAUCCCCCGAGUGUACCCACCUUCCAAUACGACUACUCAGAGAGCGGUGAGGUGUUACCCGCGCUGGCUCCUGCGGGGAAUAUCGAGGCUGAUAGGGUUGUUGCGGUGCCACAGAAGGACGCGAAGAAUGUGUCUGCGUCGCGGUUACCUGUUCCGGUAAACAAGGCGAAUGCGAAAGGAGGGGACGGGCUGUCGGUCUCGCGUGAUGUGCUGGACUCGUCAAAUCUGGAUGAGAGUGAGUUGCAGGAGGCUGGGUUUGCACAGGGGCGCCAAAAACCCAACGGGGCUAGCGAACCGGAUCUGAAGGGCAAAGAGAAGAAGAAGGAGAAGAAGAAGAUGACCUUGAAGCGCAAAUGCUGCAUUGGCUUUUCGAUCUUCGCCGUGCUUGCUGUGGCCGUGUUUGCGGUCGGGGUCGCGGGCUUCGCGACAGGAAAGGGGUUCUUCUUUUCGAAGACGGCCGCCAAGCUCUUUCAGGAGGCCACUGGGAGUGGUGUGGAUGCUAGCGGGACGUCAUCUUCAUCAUCGUCGACGACCUCCGCUGCUCCCGCGGCUGCAACAGCCGCCGACUACACGACAACGUCGGUAUGUGCCGGCAUGGUUCCCAAAUCCGUAUACGACGGCACCAACGUCCAGCAAUUCCCGCUCGCCUUUCCCAAUACCGCACUCGGAAAUACGGGUUAUCGCAAGGUUUGGGCUUUGUCCUCGCCUUGCGGGGCGCUGGUUACCGUGACGGAUACCUCCGACACCAGCGCGAAUUACUGGACUACCGUGUCUGUCUACCGCUUCCCGCCCGCUCCUGCCAGCCUGACUUCGCCGACAGCGCAGGCGACCGCACGGCUUUCCAAACUAUUGUAUAUGGUAGAUCUGGACAGCACAGCGACGCUGUUAAGCUGGAGUGACCUCAACAGCGUUUUCCAAAUCAAUCUGUCAACAAAUGUGCAGAAAACAUACGCACUUAAUGUACCGAUCAAGCGGAUAUUGCAGACCCUGGACGACAGCCGUUUUUUCGCGCUCCUCAACAACGGCACCAUCGUGGAAUGGAAAUACGGUGCCGCGGCUCCGACACGGCUGCACGGGCCAGCUACCGUAACCCGUUCGGACAGUCUCAACCCAUUCAUCACCGCGCUCUCCUACAACGGCGAGUGGCUCGCCUUCUCCCCAACAUCAACCACCAUCGCGAUCGUCGACGUCGCGACAGGCACGGGUUACGCACAGCUCAACCUCACAGGUAUCCCACUCGCCUUCACCCGGGACAAAACCACAUUGUUCUGGCAGUCCUCACCCACGACCUUCCAACGCUACGACCUCACCUCUCGCACAUCAGUCAAGACCUACGCGCCCCCCAACGCCGAUUGGACCGAUCUCACCUCACAAAGUAUCGCUAUCACAUCCGACAGCAAAUAUAUCUUCACGAUCGUCGGUAAUCACCCUUCGGGCACGUCGUCGUAUACCUAUAUGGUUGUGCAGUGGAACGCCAACACGGGCGUGUAUAAGGUGGUGGAUGGGACGAAGGUAUCGAGUAGCACGGUCGCGACGGGGAUGAGGGUUGAGGUGACGAGUGAUGACCGGUAUUUGGUGUGGGCGGUUGCGGGGACGGUGGGGGUGGGGAGUUAUGAUCGGGCUCUGUAGUGUAGGUAGCGGUAGGAUUUUGUAGGGGUAGACGGAGAAUUAGGGGUAGAGUAAUGCAGAUGUGCGUCGGGAAGUAGCU